CUCCCGUCUUCUUCACUUCUUCGUAGCGCUCGAAGAGCAAUUAACCAGCAAUGGCUGUAAUGGGAAUUGGGGCAGCUAAUUGGUUAAAGGGAAGUGGAACUCUGUUAUUUUCUUGCCGAACAAAUUCAAUUCCUGCAGUAGUUUCAUCAUCUACUGUUAUUGCUUCACGCUCAAGGGUGCACUAUUGUUCCUCAACAUUCUCACUUCAGCACCAGAAAAAGAACAAUACCCUUUUCAGUACUGGUGUCAAUGGUCAUAGAAUUGGUGAUUGGGGUAGUCAGAUUACGAAGUUAUACUUUAAUUUUUACUGUACGGCACAAUCAAAUGUGAGUGUAGAAGAGAAGGAUUCGUCUGGUGAAGUAGUUGAGGAGGAUGAGGAGAGUAAGAUGAGGAAGAUUAAGGAUGCGGCGAAUAGUUUGGAUAUUAGGGUUGGGAGGAUAAUUAGAGCGUGGAGACAUGAGGAGGCUGAUUCACUUUAUGUUGAAGAGGUUGAUGUUGGUGAGGCUGAACCAAGAAUCAUUUGUAGUGGGUUGGUUAAGUAUGUACCUCUUGAUCAUCUUCAGGAAAGAAGUGUGAUUGUUCUUGCAAAUUUAAAGCCAAGGAAUAUGCGUGGUGUCAAAUCAAAUGGAAUGCUGAUGGCAGCGUCUGAUGCAUCUCAUGAGAAUGUGGAACUUCUAGAACCACCUGAAGGUGCAGUACCUGGGGAAAGGAUAUGGUUUGGUUCUGCUGAUGAAAAGGAUAAUCUACCUGAUGUGGCAACACCCAACCAGGUAGCAAAGAAAAAGAUUUGGGAGCUAGUACAACCACGUCUAAAAACAGAUGGUGCAUCCGUUGCUGCACUAGGAACGCAUUGUAUGCGAGCUUCAACAGGUGUGGUGGUCAGCCCAUCUCUAAAGGAUGCAAAUAUAUCAUAAUGAUAUCCUGAGGUUUAUGCAGCUUUUUGUAACUUAUUCUAUCUAUCUUCAUAGUUACAUCUUGAAAAAUAUCUUAUAGCAUGGGCUGCAAAAGAGGGAAAAGGUGGGAGAAUGUUACAAUCUUUUCCUUUGGUUUAAAGAGAGCAUGGUAAGUAAAAAUUUUGAGUUUCUUAUCCACUUUCAAUGGCAAGAGGAAAAACUUCAACCAU
Molecule: messenger RNA, 1123 nt
Organism: Solanum stenotomum
Lineage: Eukaryota; Viridiplantae; Streptophyta; Magnoliopsida; Solanales; Solanaceae
Exons: 3
Coding region: 51-914 (287 amino acids)
Molecular function (GO): tRNA binding
Source: RefSeq, a predicted model, not a curated record